ACUACGCUGCGCCUCAUCAGCGUCCAUCGACCCGGGCACUUCCGGCGCGACCGGCUGAGUAUUGUCACCCUCCCAGCGGCCGCUGAACCUUGCCAACUACCAAGCGCCUGCUGCUUCUCCCGCGGCCACGCCAUGGAGCGUCUUGAUAAAGUGGCGCUGAAUGCGCUGCAUCCUCCAGAGUUCAGAAAUGAAAACUCUUUAGCUUCAACCCUGAAGACACUCCUCUUCUUCACAGCUUUAAUGAUCACACUUCCUAUUGGGUUGUAUUUUACAACGAAAUCCUAUAUAUUUGAAGGUGCCCUUGGAAUGUCCAAUAGAGACAGCUACUUUUAUGCUGCAAUUGUUGCUGUUGUUGCUGUUCAUGUGGUUCUGGCCCUGUUUGUCUAUGUGGCCUGGAAUGAAGGGUCACGACAGUGGCGUGAAGGCAAACAGGAUUAAAGUGAACAUCACCUUUUGAUAGCAUGAAACUUAUUUUUAAAUACUUCUGGGAUAUUGAUAAUAAAUACAUUUUGUUUGAAUAAAAUUAAAAUAACAUAUUAAAAUCAGUCUUAAGGAGUCAGUCUCAUUUGGCUAAAUUUUGACUCAUCAAAUAAUAUGGUCACUUUGCACUUCUAAUCUCCAUUUGCAAAUGAAAAUUUGUAAAAGUUAAAUACGUACAAAUGUAUAUGUUAAAUGAGCUAUAUGUUAAAUGAAGAAUUUAAUUAUCUUACAACAAAAAAUUAUAGCAAUUUGGCUUAUGCUUGCUUUUUAGUUGUAUUUAUUUGGGUUUACUAAGAAACAGUGAAGCUAUUCUAACUUUCCUUUUUUACUGGAGGACUUUUCUGGAAAAUAGUAGGCCUUUGGAUUUGAGAUUCUAAUUUCCUGUGGAAAGUUACUUAAAUUGUAGGCAUUUUAGUUAAUCUGAAUGUCACUGAAGAAAGAUAACUCUUACAUUCCAUUAUUUAAUGGGGAAAGGCACUAAAAUCACACCUACUUAUAUAAACGGAUUUAGGAUUACCUAUGGCAAAGAAUUAAGCUGACUGCCAGCAUUGUGAUUAUCAUAGUAACGUGCCCUCCUUUUGCCUUGAAAUUAGGCUUCAUUCAUGAAGUUUAUUGAAAUAUUGUUUAAUGUAUUGUCCUGCUUUAAAAUGAAUAGUGUGUGAUAAGCAUUAGAAUGCCAAAAUAAAAAAAAAUUCCAAAAUAUUCAGCAUUCACACACUCAGAGUGUAUUCAGUCUUGAAACCUCAUAUUUCUAAAUGAGAUUUUCUUGGAGUUUUUUUGUCUGUUAAUCCGUUUUUUGUUUGUUUGUUUUAAUGAGAGUUAAAUUACAUCCUGUAUUUAUAGAUAAUCCUCGAAGUCUUUUUUAAUGAGAACACCCCUGCCCCAGAAGAAAAAGCCCUGUUACCUCGCUUCAGUACCUUCAGACAGAACAUGUGGUAGUAUGUAUGUAUAAUCUAAAACUACUGUCCCCCAAAUAUUUAUUUCUUGUUAAAAGACUGUAAUAUAUACUCUGUAAAACACUGGAAAAAUACAUGUAAAAAAGUAAAAAUUGGCCCAUAAUAUUACUCUCUGCAGGUUAUCAGUAGUUUAGUUCACAACCCCUGUCCCGUUUUGAAAGAUACUUCUUAAUGCUGAUUCCACAUACACUACAACCUUGGUUUAAGAUUAGAUCUUGCCAAUUUCACCAAAGAUCUGUUUGCAGUUUUUCAGAUGUGUGAUAAUUGCCUAUUGUCUUAUAAAGCACAUACUAUCUUUAUUCUAAAAUUUACAUUUCAAUGUUUUUACCAUAAAGAAAUAAAAAUUUGAGAUGAUAACCCAAUUUGAAUACUAUAUAAUGUGCAUAUAUCAGAACAUUACAUGGCACCCCGUAAGUAUGUAUGCUUUUGUUUUUGUAUAUCACUUAAAUUUAAUUGUGAAAAUGAAGAAAGUUCAAAUACCUGUUACUGAUUAUAGUGAUAUAAUGAAAGGCCCCUGAUUAGAUGUUUGUCAUGAUUGAUUUGUUUGUAUGCUGUUCUUUUCAUGCUGUGGAACUAGACUAGAGAAAUAGGUUCAUUAGGUGUCAAAAUAUGUGUUUGUGUUAUAUUAUUGUUUUAAAACAAGGUUAAUAUGAUUAUUAAAGGACUGUUCAUAAUUCUUAAAUUUAGCUGUAUGUAUAGUUUGUAUUUAAAACUGAGUGUUCUAAAUUUAAGGGUUUUUAUUUAGUAAAGAUUGCAGUUUUUAGUAUGAUAUUUGAGUCUCAGACAUUGUGUGCUGGAUUUCUAGAUGGUUCCCUUAUUAGGUGGCCUAUUGUAUUUAGAAUUGUCCACUCAGUUUCUUUUUAUAUAAUGCCGAGGCUUUUUUUCUUGUAUUUUAGGAAUAAUGUAUAUUUGUAAAAUUUACUGUUGGGUUAUUUUGUUUUAUUUCAGACAUUUGCUAACUAAUGGUACAGGUCUUUGUAUGUAGUUUAAACAGGGACACAUGAAAACACAUGUAAUUUUCCCUUGGGAAUAAAGUACAAUGUGUUUGAACAUUAAAAUAAAAUAUUCACAUUGAUAUUUAGAGUUAUUGCAAAAUAGAUUUGUUUUGAAGUAGUUAUUUUUUUCUAGGAUUUCAACUGCUCAGUUACGAGUUUGACGCCAUUAGCUAUGUUAAUGAAUGUGGUAUUUCCCAAAUAGACUUUUUUUUUUUCGAGGUUUUUAACUAGUUUCUUGUAGCACAAAGUACAUAUUUUUUUGUGUUAGAAGAAAAGCUACAGUUGAACCAUUAAGUGUUUUCUGGCAGGAAUAUAUUCAUUGAUGUUCAAAACCUGAUUGUAAUGGUAAUCUCAAUUAGUGAACAUAACUCGAAGUGUCAGUGCAAGCCACUUAUUUAACCCCUUUAACUGUAACAGUACCUUCUUCACCUUCUGAUUUGACCCCUGAAUAAUCUUUUCUCCCAGUGCUGAAAAACAGAAAUCUGCUGUAGGAUGCAUCUGUGGAUGCCACUUCACAUAUUAGAGGUAGCAAUGACAGUAAAGAAUUUUAAACCUGCUAUUCAAAAUAACUGGGUGUUUCAUGGGAAUCUAACAGUAAUUAUAGUAACUUGAAAGUUUAAAUCAGAAAAGUCAUACUGAGCCAACUGCAGUAGCAUUACUCAGGAAGCAUAUGCAGGACGAUCAGGAGUUCAAGGCCAUCCUGAGGAUUCAUGAGACCAUCUCAAAUCAACAAUAACAACUCUACAAAAACAAAAAGACAAAACCCAACCAAUUUGGCACUUAUCAAAAGAAGCAACCAAUGGGCUUGUGUUUAUUUUCAUAUAAAUCUUAAUGUAGACAAGACAUUCAGAUGGGUCAGUAAAAGUAUUUAGACAAGUAAGAUAAGUAAGAUGUACCCAAGGAAGGUUAAAGUUGAAGGUGCAUGAAAGAAAGGAUUAAAAUCCUGUUUUACAUGCAUUCACUUUAUCUCUAGACAGUUUUAUACUUAGUAUCUAAGCAUAGUAAAUUUGUAGACUUCUUAGGACAAUUUGAUAAAUAAUUCAGUGAUGAUACAGUAUUUGUCACUUGUCUUAGGCCAAUGGCAGGUUUCUUUACUGUCAAGUGCUGUAUGUUAUUCACUGGCAAAAUACACAACUAUCUCACUCCUAGGUUUUAAAUUCAUUUUCACCAGAGUUCUGCUGGAGUAUACUCGAAUGGCAUGACAAAACUUUUUUCAGGGAGAUGGAGUUACCUUAAAAAUACAUUACUUUAAGAGACAUUGAGAACCUACCCAUCAAUGCAUAAACUGUGAAUAACUUAAACCUUUAUUCCUUACAAAAGUCCAGAAUCUCCAUAUCGCUGCCGGCCACACUUACACCUGUGUUAAUUGCUUUAUGUGCUUGAAGUAUCUGUUCUUUUUAAGAUGUUCUGUAAGUCAUAUUGUCAGUUGUACAAUCUAGUCUUCCUUCCAUGUUUGGUGAAAUCUUACCGAACAGGAAUAAUAGCAAUAGCUAACAACAUCUGCACAGCACCUUACAGUUUGCAAAGAAAUUCACAUGUUCUUGUCCAAGUUUUGCAUAGUGAACAUGUUACAGAGAUGUCCCUUGAUGUCAAUGCUAAGUGUUAGAAUUUUCAGUCACCAGUGUCACUGGCCAUGCUGUGGCACUGAGGUGGGGUGGGUUUUGGGGUGCCAAUGUGCUGUCUGUAAAGCUUGUGUCAUCACAGUGGGGCCUGGAUAUCUUAGCCACUUACAUCAGACUGACUUGUUAAGUGAUGUUUUUCUAGUCUUUACCUGAAUGGGUUUUGUAUUCAGUAUAUUAUAUCCUGUAAUUUAUAUUAAUUUACUAUCUUGUCAUUAAAGUAUCUGUAAUGCUA
Meriones unguiculatus (Mongolian gerbil) is the source of this 4285-nucleotide messenger RNA. It is a transcript of the gene Vma21, whose product is annotated as vacuolar ATPase assembly factor VMA21. Bases 133 to 438 code for a protein of 101 amino acids. Gene Ontology annotation, cellular component: endoplasmic reticulum membrane. Gene Ontology annotation, biological process: vacuolar proton-transporting V-type ATPase complex assembly. Lineage: Eukaryota; Metazoa; Chordata; Mammalia; Rodentia; Muridae. The transcript has 3 exons. The record is from RefSeq and is a predicted model, not a curated record.